Sclerotinia trifoliorum is the source of this 3218-nucleotide messenger RNA. The record is from the annotation of a GenBank genome assembly. NCBI's taxonomy places the organism in Eukaryota, Fungi, Ascomycota, Leotiomycetes, Helotiales, Sclerotiniaceae.
GUAGCUGAACACUUAUAUGCACUAUUUUCUCUAAGUAGCGCAAAGUCCGAACCAAAGAAUGCUGAUCGCUUGAAUCUAGAUUGUACACAGACGUAUGGUUCGCAUUUCAAUUGAUGCAGCUUUGACAAGUCGGUGAUCCAAACGACAAAUUCUAAAAAGACGACGUUUGAAGCAUUAUAUGCAAGGAAGAUAUUCGGAGGCAGCGUCACAUGGUUUUCAAUAUUAUCUUCUAAUAUGGACGACAGUGAAGCUGUUCAAACAAUUUAUGGACGGUGUGACGGGCCGUUGUACAAUAUUUUACAGCUCGCACACCAAGAUUUGCCCAGAAGUUAGGAUCUUAUACCCCUAUUUUCCCUACUUGGCAACGGUGAUACACCAAACACAAUGCUAUGCAGCUUCUGAAGCAUCUGGGACCAUUUGAUGCCAUUUUUAAAUCACCAUAUUUGCGACAAUCUUGCAGUUUGAUGAUGUUCGUCCCGUUACAGGCAUGAUAAUCUCUAUAAGCCCUAGCGUCCCGUAUUCAGAUCAAGCUCAACACAUCCAAUCACACCCAGCAAUUAUCCUGCAAAGAUAAGCCUUAAAUUUUCGAGAUAACUGUGCCUUCCAGCUAAGAAUUAUUGACGUCUUCUCUCUCGUCGAGCUAUCUUUAUACGACUUUCGUACUCAUCCUAUUAUCUAUGAUGUAGGAUAUCACUCGAAAAAUGUCCGAUUAUACUUGCACGACCCUUAAGCCGCAGGCGACUAAUUGAGAGAUCCAACAGUUGCUCUCCUGAUCACUCGAAACAACUCAGCCUCAUUGAUUCCCUCCGAGGAGGUAUCCGCCGACCGAUCAGCGAUAUUCUUAGUACAGGUCGUCGAAGCUUCCCAGAUCAUAUAAGCAUCGAAUUCAGGAAUACAUCAAGAUGAAUAGUUUCAGGAUGAACGAUAUUGAAAAAGGUUCGCCCUAUCCUGAUAAGGAUCAAUCUACAACUCCGGAUUACAGUAGCGGUCGCGGAGAACCAAGUUACGAAGAAAUAACGCACAUAAAACAUGGUGUUGGACGUCGCUUUGUGGACAGCUUCAGAAGAGAUCCAAGUCUCACAAUGACGCCGCCCGGUGUCGUUGGCGCAAAUGGAAGAGUGUUUCACGCCAAGAUCGCGGCGGCAGCAACGGCAAACUCUCCCCUUGCGAGAAGAUUGAAAGGGAGGCAUCUGCAAAUGAUUGCAAUUGGAGGCUCAAUAGGUUAGUUACUUGACAUGAAGCUGGAUGAACAAUUACUAAGUCGUCUUCGUGGACAGGUACCGGACUUUUUGUUGCAUCCGGCAAAUCUCUUGCAACUGGUGGGCCUGCAUCUCUUAUUAUAUGCUUUACACUCAUUGGACUUAUGUUAUAUUGUACGGUGCAUGCUUUGGGUGAAAUGGCUGUUCUUUUCCCCGUUUCGGGGUCGUUUUCGGCAUACUCGACACGAUUUUUGGAUCCGGCUGUAAGUUGUGUCACCACUGUUUAAAUGGGUAACUUUCAUUAACAUUUUAACUAGUGGGGUUUUGCCAUGGGCUGGGUAUGAGGCAUUCUAGUUAAUGUGGUGGUUGGCAUGGGAAACUAACUCAUAUCAAAUAGAAUUAUGCUAUGCAAUGGCUUGUUGUUCUUCCAUUGGAGAUUAUUGCGGCAUCUAUCACAAUCGAUUUUUGGGACACGACGCAGCGAUAUAACCACGCUAUAUUUGUCACGGUUUUCCUCUUCACAAUCAUCGGCAUAAACAUGUUCGGGGUGAAAGGUUACGGAGAAGCAGAAUUUUUCUUUGCUAUUGUCAAGGUCGUAGCUAUUAUUGGAUACAUGUACGUUUAUUGUCUAUUCGCAUCCCCCGCUAGUUCAGGAAUACUUGGGACAUUUCCCCCUCUUAAUUUUCAGAUCAGGAGCUAUGUUGCAAUCCAAAAUGAAAAGCUGACGCAUUUAUAGUCUUUUAGCCAUAACCCUCAACUGUGGUGGUAGCCUUGAAGAAGGUUACGUAGCUGGUCAAUUGUGGCAUAAUCCAGGCGCUUUCAAUAAUGGCUUCAAAGGCCUUUGUAGUGUUUUUGUUACAGCGGCUUUCGCUUUUGCUGGCACUGAAUUGGUUGGCCUCGCUGCCGCCGAAACACAGAACCCUAGAAAGUCACUGCCAACGGCCGUGAAACAAGUAUUCUGGCGUAUCACUCUAUUCUAUAUCGUCUCGCUUACACUCGUUGGACUACUCGUUCCUUAUACCGACGAAAGACUCCUCACUGCUGGUAGUGCGAAUGCUGCCGCAAGUCCCUUUGUUAUUUCUAUUCAGAAUGCCGGAAUAACGGUACUCCCUUCUAUUAUGAACGCGGUUAUUUUAAUCGCUGUAUUAUCCGUCGGCAAUUCCUCAAUAUUUGGGUCCUCCCGGACUCUUGCAGCAUUAGCAGACCAGGGACAAGCCCCAAAGAUUUUAGCUUAUGUCGAUCGUAAAGGACGUCCUAUUGUAUCUAUUUGCGUAUCUUCGGCGCUUGGGUUUCUCGCAUAUGCAGCGGAUUCUGGUGCGCAAGGAACUGUUCUAGAUUGGAUGCUAGCACUGUCUGGACUCUCUUCGAUCUUUACUUGGGGAUCUAUCUGUCUCGCCCACAUCCGUUUUCGACGAGCUUGGAGACUUCAAGGUCAUAGUCUAGACGAAUUGGCAUUUCGUUCUCAGCCAGGUGUCAUAGGCUCCUGGAUUGGAUUUGUAUUUAAUGUUCUUAUUCUCAUUGCACAAUUCUGGACGGGUGCAUGGCCUACAGGCUACGAGGCAAUGACGGGACUUCAGCAGUGUCGAAGCUUUUUCAUAGCUUACUUAGCGGCACCCAUCGUAAUUGUUUUCUAUGUUGGAUAUAAGGUUUGGUACAGAACUUCUAUCAUGAGGUCCGUGGAUAUGGAUUUAAAGACUGGAAUGCGUGGUUUAGAUUUACCAGCGCUGAUAGCAGAAGAGCGAGCCGAAAAAGCAGCAUGGCCAAAGUGGAAACGAGUAUACAAAACAGUCUGUUAGUUUAACUACUAGGCGUUUAUGUAAUGGGGGUGGGUUUGGAGUUUUCAUUGUAGGGAAUUUCAUGAGCGGGAGAUACCAUAUGAUUUUGGCGUUAAACAAAGUAUUGCGAGGGAGGAUAUCCAUGGCAUGGGGUUUUGCUGGGAACAUGUUCUUAUAUUUCAACGAGACUGGUAUUCAGUCUUUAGAUAAAUUACAUAAUAUAACUAACUCUCUUAAGAUUUCU